This is a messenger RNA of Fukomys damarensis (Damara mole-rat), 2088 nucleotides long. RefSeq names its product TruB pseudouridine synthase family member 2 (gene Trub2). Lineage: Eukaryota; Metazoa; Chordata; Mammalia; Rodentia; Bathyergidae. The record is from RefSeq and is a predicted model, not a curated record. Gene Ontology annotation, molecular function: pseudouridine synthase activity; RNA binding. The transcript has 8 exons. Gene Ontology annotation, biological process: pseudouridine synthesis; RNA processing. Bases 158 to 1153 code for a protein of 331 amino acids.
CUUCUCCGAGUCACGUUUCCCCCGAGGACAAGACAGUGAGAACCUCUUCCGCCUGCGGAACCUGGUGGCUCCUAUUGCGAGGACAACAUUUGGAGCCGGACUAGGCGGCACUUCCGUUCACGCCUCCGCUUUAUGGCCUACCAGCGGGCUGACGGGUAUGGGCUCCGCUGGCCUGGGGCGACUGAACGGGCUCUUUGCGGUGUAUAAGCCCCCGGGACUAAAAUGGCUGCACCUGCGGGAUACGGUAGAGAUGCAGCUUCUGAAAGGUCUCAAUGCCCGGAAGCCUCCUGUCCCGAAACAACGCAUUCGCUUUUUGCUGUGCCCUGUGGAAGGCAGUGACAAGAAGGAAUUGACCCUCACAGCCACCAGCGUGCCCACCCUCACUGACCACCCUCUGGUACGUGGACCGGCCUUCACCAGCCUAAAGAUUGGUGUGGGACACCGGCUGGACGUCCAGUCUUCAGGGGUGCUUGUGCUCGGCGUGGGACACGGAUGCAAGCUCCUCACCGACCUGUACGAUGCUCAUCUCACCAAGGACUACACAGUGCGCGGCCUGCUGGGCAAAGCCACGGACAACUUCCAGGAGGAUGGGCGGCUGGUGGAGAAGACGACCUACGACCACGUGACCAGAGAGAAGCUGGAGCGCAUCCUGUGCGUCAUCCAAGGCUCCCACCAGAAGGCCCUGGUGAUGUACUCCAACCUGGACCUGCAGUCGCAGGAGGCCUAUGAGAUGGCCGUGAGAGGUGUGAUCCGGCCCAUGGACAAGUCCCCGAUGCUGAUCUCUGGCAUCCGCUGCCUCCACUUCACACCUCCAGAAUUCCUCUUAGAGGUGCAGUGCGUGAACGAGACGCAGCAGCAGCUCCGGAAGCUGGUUCAUGAAAUUGGCCUGGAGCUCAAGACCACCGCCAUCUGCUCCCAAGUCCGGCGCACACGGGAUGGCUUCUUCACACUGGAUGACGCCCUCCUGAGGACCCAGUGGGACCUGAAUAGCAUCCAGGAUGCCAUCCAGGCCGCAGCCCCCCGGGUGGCGACAGAGCUGGAGAAUAACCUGAGGCCACUGUCGGGCACCCAGCCGCUCCCCAGUCCUGGUUGGCCCUCGGGCUCCAAGGACCUGAGCUCUGCCUUGGGGCUGGAGAGCUGGGUGGGGCCCUGAAAGGCCAGGCAUCAGGCGGGGCAGUGGGCGGAUUACAAUAAAGGCUCAGUGUUUAGGAGCCAGAACUGGUAAGUGUGCAGAAAAUACGUACUGGAGUCUAGCAAAUUCUUAUCUGGGAGGCUGAGGCAGGAGGGUCUUGAAUUUGAGCCCAGCCUGGGCAAUUUAGCAAGACUCUUACAGUACAAAAUAUUAAAAGGAGGGAUGGGGAUGUAGGUCAGCAUGAAGGCCCAAAAUUCAACCUCUGGUACUGGGGGUGGGGUUAGAAAAAGGCUUGUCUACAUUAGACGUAAAACUGAAGUUGUUAACAAUCAACAGGCUUGAUCCUGCUAAACAGGAAAAACUACUGUAUGGAGAAGAUGAUAAACAGACUGGUAAAAAUUUUUACAGUGUCUUGCUGGCUUUGGUGACCCACACCUGACCUUAAUCCCAGCUGCUUAGGAAGCUGAGGCAAGAAGCCCACCUUGGACAGUUUAGUGAGAGCCUGUCUCAAAAAGGACUGGGUUGUCACUCAGUGCAGAGCGUCCUAGGACCUCCCCACAAAACUGCAGUGUGGUUAAGUGUAAAUAUUCUUAAUAAAUAAAAGGGUCUUAGCAGUACAAAGAAGAUGAUAAGAAGACUGGGCUGAUUUGAACUCGGUAUAUAGCAAAAAUCCAAACGGCGUGGGUGUGAUGAAGCGGGCCUGUAACCCCAGCUUUCAAAGGCUGAGGCAGGAGGGUCACUUGCAGUUGGAGACCAACCCGGACUACAUAGUGAGGUCAAAGCCAGCACAGACUAUGUAGGGAGAGUCUCUCCCCUCCUCCCUGUCAAUGGAAGAUAACCAGAUAAAAAUGAGAAGGUUGCAUUGCCUUCCAGAGUGCGAAAACUUGUGAAAAUAGCUAGUCUUUGUGACAGUGGUAGGGAAAACUUUAAUAGCAAAAAUUUAGGAAAUGUCACAA